AUGGAUGAGGAUACCGUCAACUUCGGCAGCCCUGCCAACGCCGGAACACCAUCCAGCAACCCGCCUGUCGCGGCACCACCCGCAGACGAGCCAUCGACAACUGCCCCCGAAGAUGUUCACAUGGGCGACGGGGAUGCCGCGGACACACAAGAUGCACCCAGCACAACAGAACCAGCCAUCAAGGAGGACAGCGCCACACCCGCCGUAGCAGGCCUUUCCGACAGCGCACUCAAUGCGUCCGAGGCACCAGCAGCCGCGACGGGCGGCGCCGAGGACGAGGAAAUGGGCGACGCAGCCAACGGCGGCUCGGCAGACGCGACAGCAGCACAAGCGUCGGGCGACGCGGCUGAAGACACCAAGGUUGAUGUGACGGCCGGCGACAACGGCACACCGGCAGCGGCAGCUGGCGAGGGUGCGGCGGAGGCAACGGGCGAGGCGUCGGGCGAGGCGGACGGCGCUGCCGAGGGCGCUGCUGCCGAGGGCGAGGACGGCGCUGCCAGCACCACCAAGUCCAAGGAGACGGUCGAGAACGCUGCGCGCGAGCACCUCAUUACGCAGACGCACGCCAUCAUCCUCCCCAGCUACAGCACCUGGUUCGACAUGAACAAGAUUCACAACAUUGAGCGGAAAGCCCUGCCCGAGUUCUUCAACAGCCGCAACCGCAGCAAGACCCCGCACGUCUACAAGGACUACCGCGAUUUCAUGAUCAACACCUACCGCCUCAACCCCGUCGAGUACCUGACCGUCACCGCCUGCCGUCGCAACCUGGCAGGCGACGUCUGCGCCAUCAUGCGCGUGCACGCCUUCCUCGAGCAGUGGGGCCUCAUCAACUACCAGGUCGACUACGAGCAGCGCCCGUCCCAUGUCGGCCCUCCCUUCACCGGCCACUUCAAGAUCAUUGCCGACACGCCGCGCGGUCUGCAGCCAUGGCAGCCUGCUGCCGAUCCCGUCAUCGUCGGCGGCAAGAAGCACGGCGACACCGACGCACGCGCCGCCACGGGCGUUGCGCCCAAGUCGGAGCUGAACCUCGAGGUCGGCCGCAACAUCUACGAGGCCAACGCGCGCGGCGCCAAGGUCUCCGGUGCCAGCGGCACUGCCGCCGCCGCGUCUGCGGCAGCCAAGACGGAGGCCAAGACGAACGGGGAGGCACCGCACGCUGCCGGUGCAACGACGAACGGCACACAGAACGGCACCCCCGCACCGGGCGCAUCAUCGGCAUCCGCUGCUGCUGCCGCCGCCGAAGAGCUGACCAAGAAGCCGAGUGUCAAGGUCAACUGCCACCUGUGCGGCAUCGACUGCACCCGCAUCUACUACCACAACCCCCAGGCCGAGGGCAACCCGCGCGCCCAGUACGACCUGUGCCCCAGCUGCUACCUCGAAGGCCGCAUGGCGGGCAACCAGACCAGCGCGCAGUAUCUGCGCAUGGAGAACCCCACGUACUCGUCUGUCCUCGACCGCGACGCGCCCUGGAGCGAUGCCGAGCUGGUGCGCCUGCUCGAGGCCAUUGAGCGCUUCGACGACGACUGGGGCCAAGUGGCCGACCACGUGGGCACGCGCACGCGCGAGGAGUGUGUUUUGCAGUUCCUGCAGCUGGACAUUGAGUCCAAGUACCUGGACUCCGAGGUCACGGAGCAGGCCCCCGUGGGCCUGUCGAUCCUGGGCGGCGGCGGCGGCCGUCUGCCCUUCAACCAGGCCGACAACCCUGUCAUGUCGGUGAUUGGUUUCCUGGCCAGCCUGGCGGACCCGGCCAGCACGGCGGCGGCGGCCAACAAGUCGCUGGACGAGCUGAAGCGCGGCCUGCAGAAGAAACUGGAAGCUGGCGGCGAGGAGGCGGCAUCGGACGACAAGGACAAGGACAGCAAGGACAAGGCGGCCACGGCCGGUACGGACGGCCGCAACGACGAUGAUGCCAUGGAUGUGGACGGCACGCGGUCGACCGACGUGUCCCUGACGACCAAGACGACCACCACGACGACCACCACAACCACGACGACGUUGAGCAGCGCACAGCAGAACCUGGCCAACCUGCCGCUGGCGUCCAUUGGCGCGCGGUCGGGCGGCCUGGCGUCCCACGAGGAGCGCGAGAUGACCCGCCUCGUGUCGGCCGCCGUCAACGUCACCCUGCAGAAGAUGGAGCUCAAGCUCAAGUACUUCAACGAGAUGGAGGCCGUCCUGCAGGCCGAGCGCCGCGAGCUCGAGCGCGCGCGCCAGCAGCUGUUCCUCGACCGCCUGUCGUUCAAGCGCCGCGUGCGCGAGGUCCAGGAAAACCUCAAGACCGCCGCCGCCACCGGCGGCGACCAGGGCCUGCGCUUGGCCCAGGACGCCCUCGUCGACGGCCCGCGCCUGGCUUUCCCGCCGGCCACGCCGGCCGGUGGUGUGCAGCCCCUGAGCGCCACGCCCGGUGCGGCACGGAGUCUGGAGCUGUAA
Sporothrix schenckii 1099-18 is the source of this 2427-nucleotide messenger RNA. RefSeq lists its product as uncharacterized. Lineage: Eukaryota; Fungi; Ascomycota; Sordariomycetes; Ophiostomatales; Ophiostomataceae. The transcript is spliced from 2 exons. Gene Ontology annotation, molecular function: DNA binding; histone binding. The record is from RefSeq and is a predicted model, not a curated record. Gene Ontology annotation, biological process: positive regulation of DNA-templated transcription. The coding region runs from base 1 to 2427 and encodes 808 amino acids. Gene Ontology annotation, cellular component: SWI/SNF complex.